This is a messenger RNA of Hippopotamus amphibius kiboko, 1788 nucleotides long. RefSeq names its product calcium homeostasis modulator family member 5 (gene CALHM5). The record is from RefSeq and is a predicted model, not a curated record. The coding region runs from base 38 to 985 and encodes 315 amino acids. NCBI's taxonomy places the organism in Eukaryota, Metazoa, Chordata, Mammalia, Artiodactyla, Hippopotamidae. The transcript has 2 exons. Gene Ontology annotation, molecular function: monoatomic cation channel activity.
AUAAGAGCCAAGCCUUUUCCCUUCGUGUAUCUCCGACAUGGAUGCUUUUCAGGGGAUUUUAAAAUUCAUCCUCAACCAGAAAACUGUUAUUGGCUACAGCUUUUUGGCUCUGCUGACUGUGGGCGGUGAGCGUCUCUUUUCACUCGUGGCUUUUAAGUGUCCCUGCAGCACUCAGAAUGUGGUCUACGGAUUGGUUUUCCUUUUUGCUCCUGCCUGGGUGUUACUGAUCCUGGGAUUCUUUCUGAACAACAGGUCGUGGAGACUCUUCACAGGCUGCUGUGUGAAUCCCAGGAAAAUCUUCCCCAGAGGUCACAGCUGCCGCUUCUUCUCUGUCCUCGGCCAGAUCACUCUGAGCUCAUUGGUGGCUCCUGUGAUGUGGCUUUCUGUGGCUCUGCUCAAUGGGACGUUCUAUGAAUGUGCUAUGAGCGGGACCAAAAGUUCAAGCCUCCUGGAGCUGAUCUGCAAGGGCAAGCCCAAAGAGUGCUGGGAAGAACUUCACAAAGUAUCUUGUGGCAAAACCAGCAUGACCCCCACAGAAAACGAAGAGCUGAAACUGUCCCUGCAAGCCCAGUCUCAGAUUCUAGGAUGGUUCCUGAUUUGUUCGGCAUCUUUCUUCUCUCUGGUCACCACUUGUUAUGCUCGCUGCCGAUCUAAAGUUAGCUACCUUCAGCUGAAUUUUUGGAAGAUGUAUGCACAAAAGGAGAAGGAGCAGUUGGAAAAUACAUUCCUGGACUAUGCCAAAAAGCUGAGUGAGAGAAACCUAAAAUGCUUCUUCGAAAACAAGAGGCCAGAGGUCUUCCCCAUGCCCACCUUUGAGGCCUGGGAGGCUGCUUCAGAACUGCAUUCCUUCCACCCAAACCGGCAGCACUACACUACCCUCCACAGGGUGGUGGAAGAUGGUGUGCAGCCUCACCCUGAGGAUGAUGAGACGACAAUGGUGCUUGUGGAUUCUGCCCCAAACUUGCAGCUCCCCCACCAUCGCUGACUCUUGGUGUCCAGGCAUCUUCCUACUGAGUCAACAGCUACACAAAUAUCUCUGCGUUUUCUCACAUUUGGUGUUUCUUUAUAAGACAGUAACACAAAGGGAAGCAGCUUUGACGCUCCCAACUGCAGACGGUGGCGUGUGCUCAAACCGCUGCUGAGUGACUGGCCAAGGAUGGUGACAAAGGUGCUCUUGCAUUGGUUGGGGGUUGGGCUCAGGGGCUUCAAGUUACAAUUGACAGUAGGUCUGCCACUCUAUGUAAUUAUGGUCAUGGCAUCCGGGGGUAGCAGUGGUGACUUGUGAGUGAGCGUGGUACUCUUAACAAACUUCUGUAUAGUGGGAUCUGCGGUGUAGUCGGUAGAAAUCUUCAUUCAGUAAAUCUGUCCUACUGCCUUUCAAGGAUGUAUGAAAUUCUAUCACUUGAAAUUCAUUUCUUUGGAAUCUGAAGACACCAGUUCUCAAAAUAACACAUUGAAAGAACACGAUGCCUAAAAUUCAGAGCUUUUCGCAUGUUUCCACUAUGCACUGAAAGUAGACCCCUACAGUCAGGAGUGUAUUAUGACUUUUGUGGAUUCUAGGCGCUUUUGCCUCAUGGACCCAUUUCCAUAUUAAAAAAUACACACGUACACACACACACACAAGUGCACACACACAUAUAUUUAGGACUGUAUUAAUAUAAAUACAUAUUAAUAUUACAUGUUAAAACUUUUCUUCAACCUUAAAGUUCAUUUAUUUCCUUGUGACUGUAUAAGAAACUUAAAACACUUUUGUGGGCCCCUACAGAAUGCAAAUUUUCCAUUCUGUUG